AUGGAUCCAGCAAAGGGCAAAGGUCACAAGAGGGGCCCUGCAACCAGCCAGACUGACAGUGGUCGUUCCAAAAAGUCACGAUCAAGUGGGUUUGAUAAUGUGUGCGCAGCUUUCACAUCCUAUGUACAAGUCAAAAUAGGACAUUCACGUACACGAGAAAAUGAGACUGAGGCUGUAAGUGCAGGUGGUGAUGAUUAUUCCCUUGAUGCAUGUCAAGAUGCAUUGCUUGAGCUUGGGGACUUACCACCGUUGCAGUACAUUAGGGCACUGACACUGUUCAAGGAUAAGGAAUGGCGAAGACAAAGGCAUAUGUCAUCCGAUAGAGAAAACAAUACAAUGGAGCUCUCAUCAGAUGAGGAUGAGGAUUGUGUCGGUGCUAUCGAUGGCACAUUGGUGGAUGCAUGGGUCCCUACUUCAAGACAAAAUACAUUCCGCGGUCGGAAAGCAACGGUAUCGCAAAAUGUACUCGCAGCUUGCGACUUCGAUAUGUUGUUCACAUUUAUUAAUUCUGGAUGGGAAGGUAGCGCUCACGACAACGCUAUUCUGCUUGACUCUAUUACACGAGUUGGUCUACAGUUCCCACACCCACCCAAUGGCAAGUACUAUUUAGUUGAUGCUGGUUUCACGAACAUGCCUGGAUUUCUUGCCCCAUUUCGGUCUCAACGGUGUCACUUGCAAGAGUUUCAUGGCCAUCGUUAUGUAGGACCUAAGGAAUUGUUUAACCAUCAACAUUCGUCAUUACGCAAUGUCAUAGAAAGAACAUUUGGUGUUUUGAAGAAGCGCUUCCCAAUAUUGCGGUCCAUGCCAAAUUACAAGUCUACACGACAAGGGUCUAUCGUGAUUGCAUGUUGUGUAGUGCACAAUUGGAUCCGUUUACAUGCAGCUAUGGAUCCAUUCUUUAUGGAAGCUGAUAAUGAAAUGGCCGCAGAAGCAGAAGCAGAAGCAGACGGGCUUGUUGGAGAUCAAGCUGACUACGUUGACAUGUCACAACAUGGGUUAACGUCCCAAUCGAACGUUAGGGAUGCAAUUGCUACUGCUAUGUGGCAAAAUCAUGUUCACCAUGCAUAG
This is a messenger RNA of Camellia sinensis, 1068 nucleotides long. Lineage: Eukaryota; Viridiplantae; Streptophyta; Magnoliopsida; Ericales; Theaceae. The record is from RefSeq and is a predicted model, not a curated record.